This is a messenger RNA of Neurospora hispaniola, 789 nucleotides long. RefSeq names its product SGNH hydrolase. NCBI's taxonomy places the organism in Eukaryota, Fungi, Ascomycota, Sordariomycetes, Sordariales, Sordariaceae. Bases 1 to 789 code for a protein of 262 amino acids. The record is from RefSeq and is a predicted model, not a curated record. Gene Ontology annotation, molecular function: phosphatidylcholine lysophospholipase A1 activity. The transcript is spliced from 2 exons.
AUGCCCCCCUCGAAGCUCCGGAUCCUCUGCUUCGGCGACUCCCUCACCGAGGGCUACUCCGGCUGGGGCUCCUGCUUCACCCCCUAUAGCACCAAACUCAAAGAGAUGCUGCGUAUGGCGUUCCCCGAUGUCGACGUGGAGAUAGUAACAGACGGGCUGUCCGGUGAUCUGGUAACAGGUGAAGGGUCGUUUCUGACAAGGAUGGAAUCACACUUCGCCCCAAGGAACCCAGCAGACUACAAACCGUUCAACUGGGCCAUCGUGCUCGGCGGAACCAACGAUCUCGGCAGUGACAUCCACCCCAACCAAAUCUUUGAAAGCCUCACACAGGUCUGGGACGUGGCUCUGAGCCGUAAAUGCAAGGUCCUCGCGCUCACCGUUCCCGAGAUCGGAUCUUCAGCUGGCAGAAUGAAGGAGUUGUUGGACUUUAGGAGGGACAAGUUGAACCAGAUGAUCAAGACCUACAAGAAGCCCAACUACUACACCUUCGAUCUCCACGCCGCCUUCCCCUUCUACGCCAUGUCCGAAGCCGACCGGGAACGUUACUGGGACGACAGCGUUCACUUUACGCCCGCGGGCUACGAUCGGAUGGGAAACAAAAUUGGCGUCACUUUCGUCAAUAUGCUUGUCAGAGAACAAUCGGACAACGACCGGACGCCGAUGGGCAGGAAAAGGAGAAUGUUCAAAGAUGACGAGAAGGUGUUUGAGGAAGAAGAGGACCCGGCUGAGCCAAUAUCGGCUGGGCUUGAUAAAGGAUAUAUCGUUGUUCGUAGGAGGGAUUUGGAUUAA